Messenger RNA from Penicillium canariense, 2031 nucleotides. RefSeq names its product GMC family oxidoreductase. The record is from RefSeq and is a predicted model, not a curated record. Gene Ontology annotation, molecular function: oxidoreductase activity, acting on CH-OH group of donors; flavin adenine dinucleotide binding. Lineage: Eukaryota; Fungi; Ascomycota; Eurotiomycetes; Eurotiales; Aspergillaceae. The transcript has 10 exons. The coding region runs from base 1 to 2031 and encodes 676 amino acids.
AUGACUAUCCCGGAGGAGUUUGACAUCAUCAUUUGCGGUGGUGGUAGUGCUGGGUGUGUCCCUGCAGGUCGCCUCGCGAAUCUGGACCAUAAUCUGUCUGUUCUAUUGAUUGAGGCGGGAGAAGACAAUCUGAACAAUCAAUGGGUAUAUCGUCCUGGCAUCUAUCCAAGAAAUAUGAAGCUUGAUUCAAAGACGGCCUCAUUCUACUAUUCCCGUCCGUCAGAGCAUCUUGACGGGCGCCAGGCUAUUGUUCCAUGUGCCAACAUUCUUGGAGGCGGAAGUUCCAUCAAUUUCAUGAUGUAUACCAGAGCUUCGGCCUCCGACUAUGAUGAUUUCCAAGCCAAGGGCUGGACAACUAAGGAGCUGCUGCCUCUUAUGAAGAAGCACGAGACCUAUCAGCGUUCCUGUAAUAACCGGGACCUGCAUGGAUUUGAAGGCCCAAUCAAGGUAUCCUUUGGCAACUAUACAUACCCGAUCGCUCAGGACUUCCUCCGAGCUGCAGAGUCCCAAGGGAUUCCUGUCACAGAUGACUUGCAAGACCUGAAAACUGCGCAUGGAGCCGAGCAUUGGCUGAAGUGGAUUAACCGCGACACUGGACGGCGAAGUGAUGCGGCUCAUGCAUAUGUCCACAGUACUCGUGCUAAGCACUCUAACCUUCACCUGAAGUGCAACACCAAGGUAGACAAAAUCAUGAUUGAAAAUGGUCGCGCCGUGGGUGUUGCGACCGUGCCGACCAAGCCUCUUGACGGUAAUGAUCCUCCCCGUAGGAUCUUCCGGGCUCGAAAGCAAAUUAUCAUCAGCGGUGGCACCAUGAGCUCCCCGCUUAUUCUCCAGAGAUCGGGUGUUGGUGACCCCGAAAAACUUCAGCGUCUUGGCAUCAAACCCCUGGUGAACCUGCCUGGCGUGGGCCGUAACUUCCAAGAUCACUACCUUACUUUCUCAGUUUAUCGGGCCAAGCCAGAGGUGGAGACAUUUGAUGAUUUCGUGCGAGGGGAUCCCAAGAUUCAGGAGAAAGUCUUCCAGGAAUGGAAUCAAAAGGGCACCGGCCCUUUAGCCACUAAUGGCAUCGACGCUGGGGUCAAGAUUCGUCCAACCCAGCAAGAACUGAACGAGAUGAAGAGGUGGCCCACUCCGGAGUUUGGGAGUGGAUGGGAGUCUUACUUCAAGAACAAGCCCGACAAGCCUGUUAUGCAUUAUUCCGUCAUUUCUGGCUGGUUUGGGGACCACAUGCUUAUGCCCCCGGGAAAAUUCUUCACCAUGUUCCAUUUCCUGGCAAGUAUUUGCUUCAUUCAGAUGCGCAAAGAGUACCCAUUCUCUCGAGGCUCUACCCAUAUUCAGUCGUCUGAUCCUUAUGCCGUUCCGGACUUUGACGCAGGCUUCAUGAAUGACAAGCGCGACAUGGCUCCUAUGGUUUGGGGUUACAUUAAAUCACGUGAAACUGCUAGACGAAUGAGCGCAUAUGCUGGAGAGGUGACUGGAAUGCACCCGCACUUUUCCUACGACUCGCCGGCUCGGGCGCGAGAUCUCGACCUGGCGACCACAAAGGCCUAUGCCGGUCCAAACCAUAUUACGGCUGGUAUUCAACAUGGAUCGUGGUCCGAACCACUAGAGGCUGGAAAGCAGCCCUCGGCUUCAACCCUCAGCUCCAACCGCCAUGAAGCCUAUCACUCGCUCGAGUAUAGCAAGGAAGAUAUUUCACACAUUGAGAAAUGGGUUAAACGUCACGUCGAGACCACCUGGCACUCCCUCGGAACCUGCAGCAUGGCCCCCCGUGAAGGAAGUUCAAUUGCACCUCAUGGCGGAGUCGUCGAUGAGCGCCUGAAUGUCCAUGGUGUGAAGGGGCUCAAGGUUUGUGAUCUUUCUAUCUGCCCAGAUAACGUUGGAUGCAACACUUUCAGCACUGCUCUUCUCAUUGGUGAGAAAUGUGCAGUUCUUACCGCCGAAGACCUUGGCUACUCUGGAGAUGUAUUGAAGAUGGAUGUACCCCCCUACCAUGCCCCAGGAGAAUUUGUCAACCUUGCUCGCCUGUGA